CCGCCUCCGCCUCCCCCGCUUCCGCUCGCCGUCGAGACGCGUGCGAGCUCCGCCUCCUCUUAAUUUGGGCGGCCCCUCCGUCCCUCCCCUCCCCUCCCCUGGCCCCUCGCUUCCUCUCCGCGCCUCCAAUGCGGCAGCAGGCACGCGCGCCCUCGCCCACCGCACCAGGAGCAUCUCGAGCGUCGUCGCAAUGCAGCUCGCGGGUCGGGCCUCCGGUGACGCGGCCGCCGAGGAGGCAGUCCCGCGCGUAGUCAACCAGGUCCUCGUGCGCCGGCGUUCCGUGCCCGGCGCCUCCGACUCUCCGCUCGCCCCCGGGAGCCGCGGGGGCGGCGAGAGGAGGUCCACGUUCCGGGAGGACGUCAGCCAUGCCGCCGCCGAGACGUACCUCGUCACGCGCCUCGCCUUCAUCCUCCUCCGAUACCUCGGGGUAGGCUACCGGUGGAUAUCACAGCUCCUUGCGCUCAUAAUAUAUGCAAUUUUACUUAUGCCCGGUUUCAUAAGAGUUGGGUAUUAUUAUUUCUUUUCGAGACAGGUUUUGAGGAGCGUGGUCUAUGGGGAUCAACCAAGAAAUAGAUUGGAUCUGUACAUACCCAGAGACCACACCAAACCUUGUCCGGUUGUUGCAUUUGUAACUGGUGGUGCAUGGAUCAUUGGUUACAAGGCAUGGGGUGCACUUCUUGGAAGGAGGCUAGCAGAGCGUGGCAUUAUAGUUGCUUGCAUAGAUUACAGGAACUUUCCUCAAGGAACAAUAAGUGACAUGGUUAGUGAUGCUUCUGAAGGGAUAUCAUUUAUCUGUGAGACUGCAGGUACCUUUGGAGGAGAUCCUAAUCAGAUAUACUUAAUGGGUCAAUCAGCAGGAGCACAUAUCGCAGCAUGCGCUCUUUUGGAACAAGCAGCUAUAGAAUCUAAGGGAGAGCAGAUUUCAUGGAGUGUUACUCAAAUAAAAGCAUACUUUGGCUUAUCUGGAGGAUACAACAUUCAAAAUUUGGUUGAUCAUUUCCAUGAACGUGGUCUUUACCGUUCAAUAUUUCUCAGCAUAAUGGAAGGAGAGAAAUCAUUGCCACGUUACUCUCCAGAAAUUGUUGCCAAGAAAUCAAGUCCUGAAACAAUAGCUCUACUUCCUCAGAUUGUACUUUUGCAUGGAACAGAAGAUUAUUCUAUACCGUUCUCUGCUAGUGAAACUUUUGCGGGUGUCCUCAAACAAGCUGGUGCUAAAGCCAAGUUACAAUUGUAUGAAGGGAAAACACAUACUGAUGUAUUUUUACAGGAUCCACUUAGGGGUGGCAGGGACAAACUGGUUGAAGACGUUAUUUCAGUUAUCCAUGCUGAUGAUUCAAGUGCACGUGAGAAGGAUGCUUUAGCACCGAUCCCAGAUCGCCUGGUUUCUGAAUGGCAAAUAAAGCUGGCCCGCAAAAUUAGUCCCUUCUGAACAGUUAAGCAGGAGUUUACAAGAUUUGGUAAUGUUUCACUGAACCGGACAAACUGGGUUGAACCUGCCUUUGGAGCAUAUUGACAGCGAGGGAGUUCUACCUUGUAGCGGGUACUACUAUAUUGUUGAGGGAAAGACUAAUUCACAACGUGUUCAAAUUUCUUCUUGUCUUCCUGGUUAAAAAGAAUGUAUCAAAUCAGUAUUAUAAUACUAACUCCGUUUCAAGACU
Molecule: messenger RNA, 1658 nt
Organism: Oryza brachyantha (malo sina)
Lineage: Eukaryota; Viridiplantae; Streptophyta; Magnoliopsida; Poales; Poaceae
Product: probable isoprenylcysteine alpha-carbonyl methylesterase ICME
Exons: 12
Coding region: 191-1429 (412 amino acids)
Source: RefSeq, a predicted model, not a curated record